UCGCUUGUACGUUCCCCGCCCAAUACCAACUACGCUCCGCCAUCCCUGAAUAACUAAGUUUUAAUAAAGCACCGACGAGGCUAAAAGAGACCAAAGGUCUAAAACGCACCAGUUACGUACUUUACAGGUAUAAAAGGCUGACAUGUGGGUAAGAAGCUAAUAUUUGUCCCAAAUGACGCCAACACUGUCUUCACCUAACAGUGACGUAAAUGUGACAAUUGCAAAUGAAAAAAUUUCAUUUUGGCUCCAGCCACAAAAUCAGAGACCGGCUUGACAACUCAACUCAAUCAAUGCAAUAAACAAUUACAUCUCAAAGGGUACCUUAGUGAAACGUCCGAUACAUGUCGAUGAAAACUGAAUAAUAGGCUGGUUAUUCAAACUAGCCUAUUGAUCUGAUUAACUAAUUGAUCUGAGAUUAACUAGUGCCAUAUGAAAAAACCUCAGCCGUUUUAGAGCGGUUUUCAAUUGAGUGUCGUAAAACCAAAACCAAACCAAUUUCUUACCGAUUAGACUACUCAGCCACUCUUAAAUCGUAGUAAAACCAAAAAGUAAUUGCCUAAUUACUUUAGACACUCACCUGAAAACCGCUCUGGUCAGUUUUCACCAUCACAUAGGCAUAAGGCAUACGCAUACGGCAGACGCCUUCAAUACAAGCGUAAGCACAUAGACAUCCGCAAAAUGGAUAACUGGCACAGUUUCAGAAUACAGUAAAACAAGAUGGCAGACUUUCGCGUACGCUCAUGCUUAUAGCAGCGCAUUCUCACUUGACAUAAAGCACAUAAUCGCAAGCACGAAGGGAAAAAAUCUUUUGUUCUGCUUGUACUUGUACUUAUGCUUGUGUCAUGGACGUCCUACUGAUGCUUAUGCCUCUGCUUCUGCUUAUCUUGUAUUGAAAAGCAGGCUUUAAAAAGGAGCUUUGUCACGGUUUGCAUAUCUUGUAAAGUUUUGCCUAAAUUUUCAAGUUCGUCGUUUGUAAUCCGUGUUAAUCUUCUCCAUCCUCAACCAUCCUUGUACCCUUAUGGAUUAAUAAUAUCUCUUUGUUGUUUUUCUAUCUUAAUAAACGACUAUUUUCAGGUUUCCUUCAAUUUAAAAAUAGUUUUGUACGCGGCCAAAAUAACUUAAGAUGCCGUGACUGAGGGACAAUUCAGUUAAUUUUCUUUCAAGCUGGCUCAACUCGAAUUCACGCAUAAGUAAUUUUUUUUUUAUCUUAGGGUGUUUUUUGGAUUACUAACCAACUGCAUUGUAAAACGUACAAAAAAGAGUUCUUAAAAAAGAAUGCAACUUUGGACGGCGACUCUCUGACAUGGUAUCAAUACAAACGUGCCCGAAAUCAUACAAGUACCGAAAUUAAGAAGGCCAAGCGGAAAUAGUUCACUGAUAAUCUAGAGUGCAGGAAAUUAUAUCCUAAAAAAGCGUGGCAAUUAAGUAACGAUUUGUCCUCACGACAUUCAAACAAGGUAAAGGAUAUUUCGAAAAUUAAAGUUCGGGAACAAACUAUACCUGAACCUUGUGCGAUGAUCUAAGAAUUAAAUCUGUAUUUCCCAAGCAUCGGUGAGAGACUACCUUCAGAAAUACCGUCUUCUAAUGCAGAGCCUGAGUCCUAUCUCAAACCAACUGAAACUACGUUUUCUCUGAAAGAUCCAACGGUGAACGUAGUUCGCAAACCGUUGCUUAAACUAAAUGAGAGGAAAGCUGCGGGCCUAGAUAAUAUUCCAAUCGAACUUCUAAAAAUGGCUGGCAACAUAGUCGCACCAUCCCUCACACAAACAUUUACAAAGUCGAUCAGCACUGGUAUCUUUCUAGCUCAGUGGAAACGGCAAGGGUGACCCUUGUUUUCAUCACGGAGGGAAAAAGGGGCGACCCAAACAAUUGCCUGCCAAUAUCUAUCAUUCCGACAGUUGCAAAAAUGUUCGAAAAAACUACUUACGACCAGAUUUACGAGUAUUUUAUUGUGGGCGCCCUCAAUUUCGUCAUGCUGCUGCUUCUGCUCAUGUCUUAGUGACAACCAGGUUUCAAAGAACUACGUUACAGUUUGCGCAUCUUGAACAGUUAAGCCGGCCUAAAUUUUUCAAGUUCGUCUUUUGUAAUCCGUUUUAAUCUUCUCCAUCCUCAACUAUCGUUGUACCUUUGUGGUUUAAUAACAUCUCUUUGUUGUUUUUCUAUCUUAGUAAACAACUGUUUUCAGGUUUUCUUCAAUUUAAAAAUAGUUUUGUACGCGGCCAAAAUAACUCAAGAUACCGUGACUGUGCUCCUCAGUUUGAUAAUGAUGGAAGAUUCAGUCAAUUGUCUUUCAAGUUCUUUGUGACCUUGGCUCAAUUGGAAUUCACGCAUUAGUAAUUAUAUAUCUUAGGAUGUGUUUUUUAUAAGACCAUCGAGUUAAGUGUACAGAUAUUAGUCCCUGAUUUGUGAAAACAAUGGCGAGUUGUUCCCUUGUUGUGGAAAAAAUGGCUGACUAGUUCAUUUUGUCUCUUCAUCCGUAGAACUAACUGGGACCUGCCUGAAAUGUUGGAAAAUCGGAAAAAGCGUCUUUGAGCAAUAGGUUGUUAUUAAGAUGCAUCUCGUCUCAACGCUCUAAAUCUCGAUAGCGUGAUUAAUUUUUAGAUAAUCCUCGCGGUCUGUUCAUUUAAAGGAUUUAUACUUUUUUUAUAUCAAAUCACUGGUCGACGCCAAGAUUAAAAAGUGGCUCAAUUGAGGUUACACUUGUUCUGGCCAUGUAUUGUCGAGAUCUUCAACUGAACAGUCCAUACGGUCAUCGUUGGAAUCUAUUCAAGAGUUUGUCACUUGCAACGGAAGCAUAAGCACAAGCUAAGCAUAAAGAAGCUAAUUCACUAGUGGACACGGUCAAACAUAAACAUAAGUAUAAGAAGAUCAAAACCUUGCCUUCUUUUAAUGCUUAUGCCUAUGAUUAUGUCGCACUUAUGACUAGUGGGGACAUGGGUGGCAUUACCAUAAGCAUGAGCAUAAGCGAAAGACUUUCAGCCAAUCAGCUAGCACCUUAUGCUUAUGCCAACAUGUCCUUUCUAAACGUAGCAGCUACUUAAGCAUAAGAAUAAAAGAACGCUUAUGCUUGUGUCGCAGCCGUCUCAAACAGCUCAUAAUCGGGUUUAUGCUUAUAUUUAUGUUUGCGUCGCAAGUGAGAACCGAGCUUUAAUUUCAUGUCAAACUGAUCAGAACCGAAAAACUUAGAAUUAAGAAAAGGUUCCCAGAGCAGGGUUAAGUACCUUUACAAAAUUUUACAACAGUUACAACUCCAAGAUCAGAUUUUCUCUACUCCACCAAAUUAGAUAAGGAUAUUCAAACGAAGAAACUUCCAGUUAAGGUUAAAAAAUACAGCUCAGAUUUGCGAGCUGAUGUGGAGAAAUAGUUGGCAUAAUUUUGCCGAUAAGACGUCCGAUCUAGCCGGCAUUUAGGGCAGCUCUGUACACGUGCACACGCCUACACAUGUACGCCGGCGAUCGUCGUCGAUAAGCUAUGGCAAAAAUCCAACGAUAUCUCAAGCAGUGCAUGAUGUAAUUUAAUUUGUUCUGGGAUUUCGAUGCUAAAGUAUCCGCCGCCUGCAAGCUGCUACCUCCUGGCAUGGAGACUGAUGUGAACUCAACGAAAAUGUUCUUGUUCAAAUCAUUUGGAGGGGCGUGGGAGGGGUUGGAAGACACUCUCCUCCAACAGCAGUGAUUAUGAAGGAAAACAUCCCAAGCGUUUUUUAAGACGUCGCGUGCUGUGAACUCCUUAGGAGAUGUCGCGUGUUUAAUUGGAGGAAACGCGGCGUUUCCUUAUCUCGAUAAUGUGUUUGGAUUAGGGUUAAAGGUGCAAAAACAUUUUUCACGGAAUGGGUCCUUGUGCAAUGGUAUUUGUCUUCCCGUACGGUUAUUUGCGGUAGGGAAAAAGGUCCAGUUGGUACAGAUCAGCCGACUUGUCUUCUUGUGUGGCUAUCUAACUUUGUUGCAUCUGGUAAUGACGAAGAACAGGUUGUAUUCCAGGAACAGGAAAUGUCUUUUCCUAAUGUGAUAAAGUAAUAACUGUUAAUCUAAAGCUGUUCAUAAAGUUUUUUAUAGGGAUUUUUUUUCAUGACGUAUUAAUUACACAGUUUGCAAAGCUCGAGCUAACAAGCUUAAAAUAAUUAUGUGCUCAAAUAAUGCGCCCUGUUGACAAUCGUUUAAUUAACUCGUUCCCUAGUUAACGCCAGAAAGUUAAUAGUGCCGCCACUCAUAAUAAACCAUGCAAGAGGGUUAAAAAUAUCCAAAUUAGCGCUCAGAGGGUACUUCUUGGUAUUUUUCCGAGGUGCACCCCUAUCGUAGAAGAUAUAAAUUGCCAGCAGUGUUUUCAUUUGCGUGGGAGGAGAAAUUCUUCAUCGAUGGGUUUUGAUGGAAGAAGAACAAACUGAAAGUAACAUCAACUCAAGCUUGUAUAAUUAAUAGCUGGUUUGUUACUUGUCCUUUACGCGAUGAAGGUCUUAGAGAUAACAGAUUUGGCUUUUACACGAAAGGUUCAACUCGCUUGCCUUUUAACAGCUGUAAUCUCUUGCUGUUGCUCUGGAAAGCCACAAAUGACAAAAUGCCUGAUUCAAUCUUAUUUCCGACAGAAGCAAGGCAGUGGAACUUCGGGGAAUGGAAACCUACUUCUUGUCCAUUUGCAGUCGCACGCGCCUUUUACUCCGACUCGGUUGUCCUUCACUGGUUCCUGCAAUGACUCUGCAAACAACACCGAAUUUCUGAUGGUCAAAAAAAUCAUAAACAGAUCACUAAUUGUCACCUUGCGAUGGAAUUAUAAACAACAAUACGCGAUAGCAUUUAGAAAUAAGACUUUGAUCAUCGAGCAUAUCGACAAGCUCACCCAUUACGACGAAUUCGUAUUCAAGUGUGCCACAAAUGCCUGCAUUUUCAAUACCUUGAAGAACGUCAUGUCUCUCGCCUACGUCAGCACCAAUAGCGAUGGAAAACCUUCAGUUAGCGUCAAUCCUUCUGAUGUCACAACAUGGUUAAAUAUCCUGAAACCCAGUGUGUGUUAUAACUGAUAUCGCGCAGUAUAUCAUAACUUUUUAUUUAUUAUUUUGGUCCCUUUUAAGUUAUUUUUUCCAACGCUAAACGCCGAUAAUUUAGAUUUGGGAAUUGGUGACAAGUUUGCAGUUGGAGUUUCCCUUUAAUCCCAAUGCUAGCUGCUUGACCAAAAUGGCGGCGAUAAGUUCAUUUUGAACAGGGGGACUGUAGUCUAGCUAUGAGUUCGAUCUUUGGCCGAUUGUUGAUAAAACAUCACAAUCAUAAUCAAGCUACAUUGUCCAAAAGUAAAGCAGGUAUUGGAGGCCAGGUUUGGAAUUCCAAAGCGGCAAUAAAAGGGACCGUGCGCCAUAUGUAGUAAGAAAUGCGUCAAAUAUCCACUUUGGAACCCCUUCGAUAUGAUGUUUUUACAAUUUCUAUUCCUUUUGAAACUUUUUAAAUAGUUAAAAAAUACAUUGAAGGCCCUUGUCAAAUUUCAGUCCAUUUUUAAGAUAUGGUAAGUUUGGUUACACUGAAGAUAGUUUCAUGAGGAUCUGGUGUAUUUAGAUGUACAGUGUAUGUAGGUAACAAGAAAUGUAACUCGUAAGCCAUGGAACGUUUCCCAUAUUGAGAAAUGGAAAUAGAAAAUGUGCAGAAAUGUAGAUAAGAUAACUAUUACCAUGAGAAGAACCAGUUACAGUACUCAUGUUGAUGAUCAUGGAAGGCACGAAAUUAUGUAUGUAACUAACGAUUUUCGACUCUAUAAAGACACUGAAACUGAUUGAGUUUGCUUUCUCAGUGAGUAAAAAUUAGUGAGCUUCAAUGAAAUUCAAGAAAGCAUCAAAUAUAUGGUUUUUAUGGUUUGGAAUGUUUUUACACAACUGUUCAUUUGUUAUAAUUAUAUAUAUAAACUUCUAAAUGGGGUGAAUAAAGUGUGUUGUUGUUAACCAGAGAAAACGGGACACCUUUAUUUUGACAAAUCAUUUUAUUAGUGAA
Molecule: messenger RNA, 5966 nt
Organism: Orbicella faveolata
Lineage: Eukaryota; Metazoa; Cnidaria; Anthozoa; Scleractinia; Merulinidae
Source: RefSeq, a predicted model, not a curated record